GUUGCUCUGAUCUAAUGGGAUGAGAGAAACAGACAAGGCAUUUUGGGUGGGGUGGGGGCUCUUAACGGGUAGAGUGAGGGUUCACCGCCCUUAGUGGACAGUGUUAGUCGUCCUUCACCCUGAUUCAGCAAAUUUAAAUACAAACACAGUCAUGGGGAAUUGGACCUGGAGAAUGUGUUACCCACAGAAGAAAACAUCUAAAUCGAUCAAGAAAAUUGUUGUGGAAAGCAGGAAGAAGAAUUUGCUUCACGUAGAUUUGUGUGAUGGAAACAUAUAUGAUUUAUGGCAUGUACCAGGACUUUUUAACUUGUCGCAUAUAACCCAACUUGCACUCAGCCACAACAAACUGACAGACCUUCCCCCUUGCAUUGUUGACCUGAGGAACCUGGAGGUGCUGAAUGUCUUCAACAAUUAUAUUGAGGAAUUGCCCAGCCAGUUCAGCAGUUUGAAAAAGCUGAGGCAUCUCAACCUGGGCAUGAACAGGAUGAGUGCCUUACCACAGGGCUUCGGUCCUCUGCCUGCCCUGGAGAUCCUGGAUCUCUCCUACAACAAUCUGAGUGAAGCUUCCCUACCUGCCAGCUUCUUCUACAUCAUCACCCUGCGGGCACUGUACCUCAGUGAGAACAACUUCAAGGUCCUGCCUCCAGACAUCGGCAAGCUCAACAGGCUACAGAUACUCUGUCUGAGGGACAAUGACCUCAUCUCCCUGCCCAAGGAAGUAGGAGAUCUGGCCCAGCUGAAGGAGCUACACAUCCAAGGGAAUUGGCUCAGCAUUCUCCCUCCUGAGUUAGGUAACCUGGAUCUGACAGGCCCUAAGCAUGUGUUCAAGGCAGAGAACAACCCCUGGGUGAUUCCCAUUGCCAGACAGCUGGAGUUGGGCACAUCGGACGUCUUUGAAUACAUCCGCUCUGAGACUUUCAAGUAAAGUUUGCCUCCCUGGGUAUUUCGAUGAACUGAAGACAUCUUUUGAAGCAGGCUUCACUGCACCCAUGGGACAGACCUCAAAAUGAACACACUGAGCAUCAUGCACUUAAUACUGUGUCAGAACACACUAAUUACAAUGUGCUUUACGCAGUGUCAUCACAUAUUGAAUUCUAUAUGUUUUAAACUCUCUCAAUGAACAAUAAAUGCUAUAUAGUUUUUCCUCUCUUAGUAUACUCUGCACUUUUCACACUGUCAAUAUACAACAAAUGUCAUGAAUUUCAUGGUGUUUCAGUACCUACUAAAUGUCGUACGUUUUACACACUGGAUGCUUUGUCUUUGACAUCCUCUCAGGAAACACAGAACAUUGUUUGCGGUGCUUUUAACUUCUCUGCAAACUGAUACAUAACGGUGGUGAGAGGUCAUAUACACACAUACACACACACACCACUUUUUUAACCUGCAAAUACAGUGGUGCCUGCGGUUCACGAACGUUGUGGUCUACGAACAAUUUAGUUCACGACUAAAAAUUUCGUGAAAAAUAUACAGUAUACAAAUACAAAAUUUGGUUGCCGAACAGAUUCCUCAUCCAGAUUCCUUUUUUUAUACUAGUGUAGCACCAGCAGGGCGCAUUUCCCAGCAUGCCCCGCAUGUGCCACAUGCCCCGCAUGUGCCACAUGCAAUGCAAGUAGAAGGACCACAACAAGCACCCAUCCAGCACCCAACCCGGAAACACAAGGUUGUAAGACUCCGAACUGCAAGAUGCACACACAGCGGACUUGCUUCUCAUACAAAUUGGUUCAUGACCACUUCCUGGAACGGACUGUGUUCGUGAACCGCAGACAUCACUGUAAUCAGACAUUCAGCCAGACAGCUGUCACAUUAAUACCGCGAAGAACCACAUUCAUGCUGGUUAUCAAACAAGUUUAUAAUGCAAACGUUACACCAAUGAAUGCCAUUUAGCUGCUGUAUUUUUAUUUGUUUUACCUCACCAGCAACUUAGAGCAUUGAGGCCAGUAAAGAAAAGAUUCUUAAAGAGGUGUACAAUAGUCAUUUGAACAGAUAGGUAUGCUGAAGUAAGCAUACUCACCAAAUAUGACGUCCAGCCCAUCAGAUCCGCCUGACUCUCCCGUCUUCUCCCUCAUGUGGCACUGAUGAGCCACGCCUGUUGCUUGUUGCCCCUCGUUAGUCGUUGAGGAGACUGCCACAUAACAUGAAAGUUCUGGGAAUGUUUGCUGUUAGCUGGGAAAUGGGACUGAAUCACAAAACCAGAACAACCACAACAAGCCUAUAAAGUCACCAGUUAUCCAGCACACCACCAGCUGAACUCCAGCUAAUCGGGGCCAUGAACAACCAAGACAAAAAGCCAAGAGUUACAAAAAAAAAAAAGUAAACCAAGCUAAACCAAGCACAAACUAGGCUCUGAAUUAAAAAGACUUCUGAGCCCUAUAUUCUAAGAUCAAAGAUGAUGACUGUUUAAAUAACAUUCAGAACUAAUUAUCUCAGAGCAAGAUAACACUGGCCAAGCUCAAUUACCUGAUUGCCAAUGCAGGAUAACAUGAAACCUUUUAAUGGCAAUUCAUGCUAUUAAUAGUUAUCGGGUACUUCAAGGAGGGUGGCUGAGGGCUUGAUGGCAGGAUUGUGGGUGUGUAAACAUGUGUGAGUAUAGGAGCAUGAGACUGUGUGUGGGCUCUGUGUGUGGGCUCUGUGUGUGCAUACGCACCUGCUCAUAAACAGCUUCUUAAUUAGAAAUUAUGAGGGUGACAUUGUGAAAAAUGUAUGCUUAAUGUGAAGGAGUAAUGAGCUCAAAACAUCUGAAUUGGAAGAGAGCAGGAUACUGACCAGUGCUUCUGACAGUGAGUAAGGAGCAGACCCAUGUAAUACAGUACCACAUAGCCUCUAGACUAAUUGUUCAUUGGGGUGGGAGAUCCUUGUGGUGGGAUUAGAGUUACCAUCAUCUUCAAGCGCCUACUGCCGGCAUUAUUAGGCCCAGGCAGAUUCAAAUGUUUGCCCACCUGACAUGCAUUUUUCAUGGGCAGCUCAUUAGCCUAACAGAAGGGGAUGCUCAGGAUUGAUGGAAGGGUGUAGAAGCCCCAUUGUUUCUUAAUGUCUCCUAAAUUCUGCUGUGGGUCCGCCGUAGAUAUUACUCCCCGCCAUGUUUUAUUCAUGCUCUCCCAUGCUUGUCGAAAAAACAACAACAAACAAAAAUACCUUCUGGUCAGAGCCGUCUGCAGCUGGAUGGAAAAGGGAUCCCAGUUACUCUCCUCAGAGAGUCCUGCAGCAUACUGUAGCUUCCGAGUUCUCAGCACUCUUGGGGGUAAGUUGAUGGCGUUGUCAGAGCAGAUGCAACAGAGAGCUGCAGUCUCAUUGAAACUCACAAAAUAGUACAGGACACAUCGGCACAUUUAAUCCUACUGUAUAGGAUUCGGAUCCUGUAUCCCUGAUUUAAUGACGGACCACUGCAUUGGAAAAUGAGGUAUAGUAUGGUAGAGCUCCACCUCAGUGCUAACAGUGGAGCUGUGGUGCAGCUCGGAAAGCUACAGACAGGUUAUUACCAUGUUGGUCCAAUGGGUCAGAGGUUGUUUUAAUAACUGCAAGCCAAUUAAUUGUAUUCCCAGGACUCCUCUGUAUUAAAUCGUGCACACAAUUUAAAGUUCCCACAAAAUACUAAACCAAGAUCACAUAAUCCUUAAAAUGUUCUCAUUAUUUACUGUUUUGUGUCCUGAAUUAGCUAUUUUGAGCUCUCAAAUUAAUUUUCAAUUUAAUUAAAUGUAAUGUUUUUGAUAUUUGUGUUCGUGUCUAAAUAAAAAUUGACUACAAAGCCAAAAGCUGCAGUAAAGUGCAUGAACGCUAUGGGUUUUAUGUUAUUUAAUGUUUAUUUAAUGUUUAUUUGCUUUGCUUUGUGCAUAAUUUGCCUCCCCGUCUAACCUGGUCUUAUUCUAGUAGAAAUGGCACUUGUACUAGCACUGGUCCAACUAAUUCUGUAGCAGAAAUUAGGUACUAGUCUUAAUUCCAUGCAUGCGUUGACCCUUCCACAUCCCAGGGGUUAGGAGUGCAAGUCCCCCACCAUUUGGAAAAACGAAGCGAAAUGAUAGGAGAAACACGAAAUUAAAGACCAUUGCGAGAUACCAUGGGAGAGGCUGCCAUAAACUUUCUUGCCAUCCUCCAGUUUAACACUGUACAUAUAUUUUAUGCAUCUGUGAGUUAUUCAUGAGUUUCACCUGCAGGCCUUUGUGUGCCGUCUGUGGCUUUUGCAAAACUCCCAAAAUCCGCGAUGGGGAAAGCUGUAUAUUUAUCAUUUUUAUAAUAAUAUAUUAGGUGAUCACUGAUCAUUGUUGACACACCACAGCACACAGUGCACAGCUGCCCAGUGUGUCCUCUGCAUUUAACCCAUAUGUGACAUGGUGACACAGCAGGGGGCAGCUAAUUCAGCUCAUGAAUAUUCAUACAUCUCUGGGCCUAUUUCUUUAUACUAAUGCAUAACAUGUCUCCCAUUCCAAAUACAUUCUGCUGUACUUGUUUUAAUGGGGAAACAGUAUGCUUUGGGGCCAUUUACUUACCAUUUACAUAUUUAUGUAUUAGGUAAUUCUUUGUAAGUGAUUUUCUUUACUUUAAUGAGUAAGAUACACAGUUUUCAUUACUGAUUUGCUGUACAUUAUAUUGUGGGACAAACACAUCAUUGUUGUGGGAAAGCACAUCUAUACUUCUGUUUGCUGUCAGAUUUAUCACUCUCAUAAAUGCCAGUUCCUGGCGACCCAAGAAUUAAAUUGCAUUAAUCAGCCUGUUCAAAAUCUUGUGGUUUUUUUCCCAUUCUGUCAUUAUGUUUGGCUAACUGGAGACACACGCCUUCAUCAGUCAAUCCUCACUAAGUUUGACAGUUUGAUCAGUUGAUUG
Brienomyrus brachyistius is the source of this 4815-nucleotide messenger RNA. Its product is annotated as complement C1q-like protein 3. The coding region runs from base 152 to 925 and encodes 257 amino acids. Lineage: Eukaryota; Metazoa; Chordata; Actinopteri; Osteoglossiformes; Mormyridae. The transcript has 9 exons. The record is from RefSeq and is a predicted model, not a curated record. Gene Ontology annotation, molecular function: protein binding.